This is a messenger RNA of Knipowitschia caucasica, 363 nucleotides long. Lineage: Eukaryota; Metazoa; Chordata; Actinopteri; Gobiiformes; Gobiidae. The record is from the annotation of a GenBank genome assembly.
AUGGAGGAGGUGAUGGAGGAGGUGCUGGAGGAGGUGAUGGAGGAGGUGCUGGAGGAGGUCAACAUCUCUGUCAAUCAUGUGGUCAUCAGCGCCGCGUCCUCAGCGUCUGCGUCCUCUGUCGGCGUGGAGACGAGUCCAGUCCUGUCACUCAUCACACACUGCCCCCAAUGCGAGAGCCAGAGCUGGUUGUACUGUGGAGAAUCGGGACUUGGCCAUUCAGAGUGGGUUGGAGAAAUAGCCAACUCAUCUCUGAGCACGAGGUUGAAACAAGAUGGCGAGCCUUCCCUGGACCUUCUGAACUCUAUCCAUCUGAGAGUUAACACCCUCUGUUGGACUGAACUCAUACUCCUUCUAAACUGGUAG